Molecule: messenger RNA, 363 nt
Organism: Sclerotinia sclerotiorum 1980 UF-70
Lineage: Eukaryota; Fungi; Ascomycota; Leotiomycetes; Helotiales; Sclerotiniaceae
Exons: 3
Coding region: 1-363 (120 amino acids)
Source: RefSeq, a predicted model, not a curated record
AUGCUAACUUCAUUAUGCCAUUUUCUUAAUGACCAUGAAGAACUCCCUGCUAGAAAGAGAAAACUGAGUGAUGUUGACAUGCAUCCACACAUAAAGUCUCUAUUAGCCACAUCCCUUGGUGAGGUUGUCACUCUGCUUGUUGGGGACGACCCUGAGAGCAAGGAUUCAAAAUUCUUUGUCCACAAAAAUAUUCUGUGCGCAGAAUUGCAAGGCACGGAAGGGAGUAUCAUACGCCUGCCAGAAGAGCAACCCGAAGUUAUCAGAACUUUUGUACACUUGAUAUACGUUGACCAAUACAUCUGUUUGUCACUUGCGACUUGGACACUCAAGAACCAGCGGAUCGACCAGUGGAGGUAUUGGUGA